Carassius gibelio (silver crucian carp) is the source of this 6474-nucleotide messenger RNA. RefSeq names its product gastrula zinc finger protein XlCGF57.1-like. The record is from RefSeq and is a predicted model, not a curated record. Bases 236 to 1873 code for a protein of 545 amino acids. The transcript has 2 exons. NCBI's taxonomy places the organism in Eukaryota, Metazoa, Chordata, Actinopteri, Cypriniformes, Cyprinidae.
CCGACCGCAGAAAAACACCGAAGAAGAAGAAGAAGAAGAAGAAGAGCGAUCCUCAGCGAUCUGCUGAAGAGUGUGAUAAACAACACUGAUCUUUUUGUGAAGGAAGAGUGUGAUGAACAACACUAAACACUGAUGUGUGUGUGUGUGUGUGUGUGUGUGUGUGUGUGUGAGAGAGAGAGAGAGCAGAAGCAGACGGAGACAUCGACAGUGCGUGAACUGAACACAUCUCGACCUGAUGGAAGAUACCAAGGUGAUUGAAGAACUGAUGGAAGCAGGGAAGAAACAUCAUGACACUUGCCCUCAGUGUGGAAAGAGUUUCUCAUGUGAACAAACUCUUAAUCUUCACAUGAAACUUCAUAGUGGAAUGGAGCUGUACGAGUGUGAUCAGUGCGAGAAGAUUUUCACACUGAAAGGAAACUUGAAUAAACACAUGAAAAUCCACACUGACGAGAAGCCAUUCACAUGUGAUCAGUGUGAGAAGAAAUUCAGAAAUAAAGCAAACCUGAAUGAACACAUGAAAAUCCACACCGGAGAGAUGCCAUACUCAUGUGAUCAGUGCGGGAAGAAGUUCAGACAUAAAGGAAACCUGAAUACACACAUGAGAAUCCACACUGGAAAAAAACCAUUCACAUGCGAUCAGUGCGGGAAGAAUUACAGAUAUAAAGGAAAUUAUAAUGAUCACAUGAAAAUCCACUCUGGAGAGAAACUACACAGAUGUGAUCAGUGCGGGAGGAGAUUUUUACAAAAAGAACACCUUCAAAAACACAUGAGGGUCCACACUGGAGAGAAGCCACACACAUGUGAUCAGUGCGGGAAGAAUUUUACACAUAAAGGAAACUAUAAGGAACACAUGAAAAUCCACUCUGGAGAGAAACCCUUCGCAUGUGAUCAGUGCGGGAAGAGUUUCAGACUUAAAGCAAACUAUAAUGAUCACAUGAGAAUCCACACUGGAGAGAAACAGUUCACAUGUGAUCAGUGUGAGAAGAGUUUCAUACAAAAAGGAAAGCUAAAUGAACACAUGAAAAUCCACACUGGAGAGAAGCCCUUCACAUGUGAACAGUGUGGGAAGAGUUUCAGAAAGUCAAGUGUUUUUAAAGUGCAUCAGCUAACCCAUUCUAGAGACAGAAUUUAUAAGUGUGACCACUGCAGUAAAAGGUUUUUUAGGGCAGAUUUCCUGAAGGACCACCUGACAGUGCAUACACAGGAGAGGCCUUAUGUAUGUUCUUUGUGUGCAAAGAGCUUUAGACAGAUGGGUACUUUAAAAACACAUCUGAAAAGACACAGCGGUGUGAAGGAUCAUAUUUGCUCUGAGUGUGGAAAGACCUUUUUUACAGUUCAUGCCCUGAAAAAGCACCAGAGCAUUCACACCGGAGAAAAACCUAGCCAGUGUUCACACUCUGACAAGACAUUCACAUGGCCAGAAUAUCUGAAAAUACAUGAGACCGUCCACGCUGAAGAGAAACCACACACAUGUUUUCAGUGCGGGAAGAAGUUCAGACUUAAAGGAUUUCUCUAUGAACACAUGAAAAUCCACACUGGAGCGAUGCCGUACUCAUGUGAUCAAUGCGAGAGGAAAUUCAGACAUAAAGGAAGCCUUAAUACACACAUGAGAAUCCACACUGGAGAGAAACCCUUCACAUGUGACCAGUGCGGGAAGAGUUUCAGACAUAAAGGAAAUUAUAAUGAUCACAUGAAAAUCCACUCUGGUGAGAAGCCACACAGUUGUGAUCAGUGCGGGAGGAGUUUUAUACAAAAAGAACACCUUAAAAACCACAUCAGGAUCCACACUGGAGAGAAGCCCUUCACAUGUGGACAGUGUGGAAAGGGUUUCACGAAAAAAGAACGCCUUAUAAAACACAUGAAAAUACAUUGAAGAGAAGCCUUUAACAUGUGAUCAGUGCGGUAAAAAUUUCGGACUCCUUUAUGAGCACAUGAAAAUCCACUCUGGAGAGAAGCCCUUCACAUGUGGACGGUGUGGAAAGUGUUUCAGAAAGUCAAGGGUUUUAAAAGAAGAUCUGCAUACUCAUUCUGGAGAAAGACUAUGUAACUGUGACCAGUGCAGUAAAACAUAUUUUAGGGCAUAUUCCCUGAAGGACCACCUGAAGGUGCAUACACGGGAGAGGAGUUAACACAGAAUCUUAUUGUUCAAAGAGUUCUAGACAGAUGGGUAUUUUUUUUAAAAACAUCUGAAAAGACAGCGCUGUGUGGAAGGGCUAUUUUGUUUUAGAGAGAGAGGGAUUCUGAGCCCGUAGCAGAUGUAUCAUAGAAUAUGCCACUGAUAUAAAAGUUUUUUUUACAGUACAUAUAACGCAGAUAAAAUGCAUGUAAAUGUUAUAAUUAGUUUGUCCAGUAGAGCGCGCUCAUUUGCUACUAGAGACCCGGAUGAGAUUAUUUAAAGCUUAAGUCUAUGGAAUACCAUUGAAACUUUACAUGGCCAUAUCUCUGUAACAUCGUGGCAAAUCUGCACCAAAUUCGGGCAUCCCUUCAGCUCAGGGAACCCUCUUGAAUGCUGAAUCUAGUGUAUGUCUAGAAGUCCUCUUUCCAAUGAGACCCACCCCCAUGUCGAUAGCCCUCGGGGUUCGGGAGUUACGGAUGCCUAAAUUUGUGGUCUGGCGCUGACCAAUCUAGUGAUCCCGGGGGGCUACUGACAAAUGGAGGGUGGCAUUCGGGAGGGCUCCUUGAGCUGAAGGGAUCCCCCGAAUUUGGUGGAGAUCCGCCUGUGCGUCCAUAAGAUAUACUAGAUAUACUAGAUAUACUGACACUAGUCAACACUUUCACUUUAGAAGGUUUCUUGUUCAGGCAGCAUUCAUGCGUUGUCUUAUUUGACCUCAAGUGCGCUGCGAAGUGGACUUGACAUGAAAUUCCACAAUGAUUCUAGUUCAAAGGCAAUGUGCAUGUUACAUUAAAAUGGCAUUAAAGUGUGUUAGAUGUGAAUUUAAAUUGUAUUUAUUUUAGUGGUGGGCAUAGAUUAAUUUUUUUAAUCUAGAUUAAUCUCACUGUAAUCUUGGAAUUAAUCUAGAUUAAAAUGGCUCAUUUGAAUUCUGCCGAACGCAUUCAGAAUUAUGUGUGUUACCCAAAUAAAAUAAUGACUAAAAGUAACGUUAAGUCUUUGAGAAUGGGUUUCUUAAGACAAGUGGUGCAUUAGACCAGGGGCUCAUCUCCUGUUUCCAAAAUAUGGCUUCAUUUUAUGGCGCUAUUUCCCUGUCAAAUGUCGAGAGCGCUUUAUUGUAGCGUGAAUGUACAUUAAUAUAAUGCGUGAGCGCGAAUCUCUCUUCUUGCGUGCGGAUUAUAAUGUGCCCGAGCGUGAAUCUCUCUCCUCAAGCCCGGAAUAUCAUGUGCGGAGCGUGAAUCUCUCUGCUCGCGUGCGGGAACUGGGCGUGCGCUCUCAGAUACACGUUGCUCUCUCGCUCAGAGAAUAUGCCUGCACUUAAAACGUGUUCAGUGCAAUUGCGAAUGUCUCCUCUUCGCUUAAAAUAAGUAUGUAUGAACACGUUUUAAGUGCAAACGUGCGUAGAGAUUUGCGCAUUAUAUUAUUGUACUUUCGCGCUACAAUAAUGCGCUCUUGACAUAGGUAAAAGUCAUCAUAGCUUGCGUGGUAUAGACCCAGCUCCCAACCCAACUUUGAGAUUAGAUAAACGGCUAUAUUUUUUUUAUCGCCCGAUAAGAGUCUCACGUUAAUGCAGCACCUAACGCAGAUAACAGCCCACCAAUAAUUUAUUUACAGCGGUAUAUUAUCACACUUCACUCUUCUCCAGUAAGUUUCGUCUUGUGUGUGAAAAGAGUAGCACAAAUCUGUGAAUGUUCCGAAGUAAAAUAAACUUCAACUUAAUAAAGUUGAAUGGAAAUAAAGUUGAAUAAACUUCAACUUUACUGUUAAAUGCACUGAUGUCAGACUCAUUUUGGAUAGUAAAGUUUAUUGUUAAAUUGUUAAAUACUCUGUCUCCAUUACAUAUCUCGGUCACAUGAUAAGUGUUUGAUCACCACAUUUGAGUGAUCAUUGCAAGAAAUAUAAUCUGUUUAUGUUACUUUAUAUGUACUACCAGUCAAAUGUUUGAACACAUGAAUGGGAAUGUGUCCAAAAUUUUGACUGUCACAAGAAAUAUUGGCUGAUACGUCAAUAUCUUUACUUGUACUCCCUAAUAUUGUUUUCGGCCCCCAAAAACCCCAUAUCGGUCGGGCUGAAAAUGCAUGAGAGGAUCCCCAAGCGAUAUCACUGCCUUUCAUGUGGGAAGAGGUUCAACCAUUUAUCUGAUUUAAUCAUUUACAGGAAAAGAGUAUAUCUGAAAUCAGGAAGUAGUUCAUGUUCAGAUAAUGUACUUUCUAAACAAGACCCAACAAUAUUUUCGACCAAUAAAAGUUAUCUUCCAUAUGCCGCGUUUCCACCGAAAUUGCCCGGAACAUUUGUACCAGGAACUUUUUUUCCCAGGAACUUUUUUCCCCCCAGACCUGUUGCUUUCUGCGUUUCCACCACGGUGUAAAGUACCGGGUAGAUUAGGCAAAUAGACUGGUGACGUAGGUCUGCGCGCGUUUCUCAAUACAAAGUACCGCUGAUAAAAUUUUUUUUAAAAAAAGUACGCUGAUUUUGGACGUGCAUCCUCGGUAGUUGGUUCAGACUUUGUGCAUUCGUCUCAGGAGUGUGAUAUCCGCGACGACGCAAGUCCGGUAAAUCUAUAAACAGCAGCGUACUUGAUAACAUCAGUCAGCUGACCGUGGCUACUGCAAUUUUCCUUACUGUAUAUUUACAAUAAAACGAAAUAUGAUAUCAAAUACCGCUGCCUCCUUUCGUUUUCAUUUAAGCAUAAUAACAGCUGCAGAAAUGUACUUAGUUCAGGGAAAUGUGUAUAUGCAGCCAUUACAAUGAAACGAAAUAUUAUAUAGAUUUGCCUUUUUUAUUUUCAUUUUAACAUAUAGAUAAAUUGAAUACAGACCAAAGAAAACCUGUUAGAUUUACCCCGCAGCUGAAUUAUAUGUUAUGUUUAACCACUAAAGACACAUCAGAGCCAGCGGCACAUAUCAGAAGGUCUAUCCCAGGAGAAGCUGCUCUCUGUGGAUACAUGAGGACUGAGCUUCCGCUGAUCGAGUGGAGCUCACCGUCUACGAGAUCGGCGAAACACAUUUUUUAAAUAGGCAUGAUCUUUAUAAAUAAACCAUAGAUUUGAGUUUUAAACAACUACUUCUCGCCUGAAAUACUUUUAAAAUUACAUUUCAUGACACAAUAACAGUAAUAUUUGAAAAUUAUCCGAAUAAAUGGUGGUUGAAUUCAACCAAUGCUGCGUGAACUCAGAUUGCUUUGGCUACUGCAAUUUUCCCCUCAGUAUAUUUACAAUAAAACGAAAUAGGAUAUAAAAUACCACUGCCUCCUUUCAUUUUCAUUUAAACAUAAUAACAGCUGUAGAAAUGUACUUAGUUCAGGGAUUAUUGUAACGUUAUACAGCCAUUACAACGAAAGAAAUAUUAUAUAGACUUGCCUUUUUAUUUUCAUUUUAACAUAUAGAUAAAUUGAAUACAGACCAAAGAAAACCUGUUAGAUUUACCCCGCAGCUGAAUUAUAUUUUAUGUUUAACCACUAAAGACACAUCAGAGCCAGCGGCGCAUAUCAUAAGGUCUAUCCCAGGAGAGGCUGCUCUCUGCGGAUACAUGAGGACUGAGCUUCCGCUGAUCGAGUGGAGCUCACCGUCUACGAGAUCGGCGAAACACAUUUUUAAAUAGGCGCUGUCUUUAUAAAUAAACAACAGAUUUGAGUUUCAAACAACUACAUUCUCGCCUGAAAUACUUUUAAAAUUACAUUUCAUGACACAAUAACAGUAAUAUUUUGAAAAUGUUGAUCCGAAUAAAUGGUGGUUGAACUCAACCAAUGCUGCGUGAACUCAACCAAUCAGCAUGUUUAGCGCCAAAGUCCCGCCCCCGAAAGUUCCUGAACUUUAAAAAAGUACCACCUCGCCAGCAGGGACUUUCUGGGGGGCAUUUUUUUACCCGGAACUUUUAUUUAGUUCCUGGUUCCUGCGGUGGAAACACACCAAGUACCGGACCAAGUCCCUAGUUCCUGGGUAAAGUUCCUGCGGUGGAAACGCGGCUAUAUACAGUAAAUGAGAACAAAUAGACAGCAUCCAAAGAUGUCACGGUGAAGUGAGAUUUAAUCAUUGGUUAAACUGGUUAAACUUUUAUUGUGUGCCGAAUCUACAGAGGAAUGUGAUCAUGAUAGUUUUGCUCAUUGUUAUACUAUAUGUUAGUUUAGUUACACAAGUGUUGUGCUUCCCUAAUAAACUUUUGUAAGCCUAAGCAUUAAAAUUAAAUGUUUCUUCCCACAUCAUAUAUUUUCAAUUACCAUGCUCUUUUGAAGACUUGUUGUUCUACUUGUAUCAAAAAAGUAACUUUUAACAGUAAUUGGUAAUAUCUAAAAGUCUGUUUGAACUGCCUUACCAUGUUUACAUUUCUUGAUCGAGCUGUCAAAUAAAAAUAUUUCUCCCCACACGA